AUGGAAUAUAUCAAGAUUACCAAAGUUGAAAAUGUUGUAUUGCAUAAAAGAGGAAUUCCUGUAAUUGGAACAUUACAUUUAACUACACAUCAUUUAAUAUUCUCAUCAAAUGCUUUAUCUACAGAAUUUUGGUUUGCGUACCCGAUGAUUGGAUCUGUCUUUAAAAAUCAAGGUUCCACGUUAUUGUCUAAAUUAAAAGAUAAAAAUCAACUAAAUGAGUCUCAAUUCCAUAACAAGUCUACUUUCCAAUGGUAUGAACAUCGAGAUCUAUGGUCAUUAAUUAAUAUCAAGAUUAUAGGUAAAGAUUAUACCAUCAUAUCAUUAGAUUUCAUAAAUGAAUUUGAAGCUAAUGCUGUAUUUGAUUCAUUGUUAAAAUUAACUUCAUUGAAUGAUAUUUCACAAUUAUAUGCCUUCUUAUAUACUCCUAAUAGGGCUGAACUUCAAUUUAAUGGUUGGAAUUUAUAUUCUCCUGAAAGAGAAUUCAAAAGACAAGGCCUUCAAUUAAUUGGAAACAACGAUGAACAUACUGAGCAUGGCGAAACAUUCCCAUGGAGACUGUCGUUAAUAAAUUCAGACUAUAAAUUUUCAUCAACAUAUCCUAGUAAACUAAUUGUCCCUACCUCGACAUCUGAUUCAUUAUUAACACAUGCGGCAAAAUAUAGAUCACAAAAUAGGAUACCGGUAUUAACUUAUUUUUACAAGAGAAAUGGUGCUAGUAUAGUAAGGUCAGCACAACCUCUACCAGGUAUCAUAAAUCAAAGAUCAAUUCAAGAUGAAAAAUUAGUAAUGGAAUGUUUUAAUUGCUGUAAUAAACUACCACUUAAUAAUAACAUUGCUUCGAUUUCAACAAGACAAAAUGUUAUUGUGGAUGCUCGCCCUAUGACAAAUGCAAUUGCACAGGUGGCUCUUGGUGGUGGUACUGAAAAUAUGGACAAUUAUGCAUUCCCACAAUUAAGUACACCGAAUGGCAAAAAUCAUACAAAGAGAAUGUUUUUAGGUAUUGAUAAUAUUCAUGUCAUGUCAGAUAUAAUGAAUUCAUUAAUUGACAAUUUUCUUGUAGAUGGAGAUUUAAAUUUACCCAUAAAUAAGAGACAAUUGAAUGGCAUAACGAAUUCGAAUUUGAAAAAAAAUUUGAAAAAUAAUUCCGCUAAUACAUCAUCGAAAGGUAAAAAUUGGCUAAAGACGAUCAAGAUACUAUUAAGUUCUACAGAAACUUUAGUCAAGUCCGUGAUAUUUAAUGGAUCUAAUUUAUUAAUCCAUUGUUCUGAUGGUUGGGAUCGUACAGCACAAGUUUGCUCACUGAUUGAACUUUGUAUAGAUCCAUAUUAUAGAACUAUGGAAGGUUUCAUAAUUUUAGUGGAGAAAGAAUGGGUUUCAUUUGGCCAUAAAUUUUUAGAAAGAUGCGGUCAUCUUGGUUCUGAAAGGAUUUUCCAUGAUAAUACAACAUUUUCUACAACAUCGACGACUAAGAAUAUACCGUCGAAAAUAAUCAAUGACCAAAGGGGACUUCUAGGUGGUGGUGAUUCUCAUAAUGAUUAUGAUGAAUUGUUAAUAAUGGAUAAAAGCUUACAAAAUAAUAUAAAUUCAAAUUCUGUAUUGAUUAAUAAAAUGUCCAAUAAAUUUAAAAUUAAUAAGAAAUGGAAAAACAAUGAUUUAAAGUUUAUAUCACCAAUUUUCCAACAAUUUUUAGAUUGUGUUUAUCAAUUAUUGAUUCAAAACCCAACAUCCUUUGAAUUUAAUGAACGAUUUUUGAGAAGGUUAGUUUAUCAUUUAUAUUCUUGUCAAUAUGGGACAUUUUUAUUUGAUAAUGAAAGGACAUUAAUUGAAAUGGAUGCAAAACAUAGAACAAGAAGUGUUUGGGAUUAUUUUUUAUCCCGUGAGAAGGAAUUCAUUAAUACUCAAUAUAUACCGUUUCAAGGGAAUAAGGAUGCGAUGAACGAAGGAGAAGAAAUUCAAGGUGACAAUGGUAAUGACAUAGCAUUGAUAUCCGAUGAAGAGGAUUGGAUCCUACCAGAUUUAAAUAAAAUUCAAUGGUGGUGGCAAUUAUAUGGUAGAAGAGAAGAUGAAAUGAACGGGCCAUUUGUCGCUGUGGAUGACUCAGAUUUAAUGAAAGACAAGGAUAAUUCUACAUUAGAUAGAUCUAUUUCAGUGGGAGAAUCAGUAAAAGGGAUUGGUUUGAAGUUACAAUCAUUCGGUUUGGAUUUAUUUGGGAAAAAGUGA
This is a messenger RNA of Naumovozyma dairenensis CBS 421, 2220 nucleotides long. It is a transcript of the gene YMR1, whose product is annotated as phosphatidylinositol-3-phosphatase YMR1. Gene Ontology annotation, molecular function: phosphatase activity. The transcript has a single exon. The coding region runs from base 1 to 2220 and encodes 739 amino acids. The record is from RefSeq and is a predicted model, not a curated record. Gene Ontology annotation, biological process: dephosphorylation. NCBI's taxonomy places the organism in Eukaryota, Fungi, Ascomycota, Saccharomycetes, Saccharomycetales, Saccharomycetaceae.